AUGAAUACCGCCUCCGUCUCGCAAGAACAGGAGAAACCGUGGCACGCCCACUUCCCCGCCCCACGAGAGACAGCGCCCAAGGCCAUCACGCGUGAGGACCUGCUGGACCGCUUCCGGCAGGGCCAGCGUGGCGGGCGAGAUUUCCUGCUCGUCGAUCUGAGGAGGAACGAUCAUGCGGGCGGCACGAUCACCCACUCCCUCAACCUCCCCGCGCAGACGCUCUACCCGUCGCUCGCGACGCUGUACACCCUGUGCACCGCGGCCCACAUCCCGCUGGCCAUCUUCUACUGCGGCAGCUCGGGCGGCCGCGGGACCCGAGCCGCCGGCUGGCUGGCCGCUUACAUCGCCGACCAGGCCGGCCCCGCAGCGACCGCGACCGCGACCACGACCCCGACACUCCAGAGUGUCAUCCUCAAGGGCGGCGUCAAGGGCUGGGUGGCCGGCGGGGACGAGUUCACGGCGUGGAUGGAUGGGUUUGAGCCCGAGGCGUGGAAGAAGGAGGGCGAGUAG
This is a messenger RNA of Fonsecaea erecta, 510 nucleotides long. RefSeq lists its product as hypothetical. Bases 1 to 510 code for a protein of 169 amino acids. The record is from RefSeq and is a predicted model, not a curated record. Gene Ontology annotation, cellular component: nucleus; cytoplasm. Gene Ontology annotation, molecular function: protein tyrosine phosphatase activity. NCBI's taxonomy places the organism in Eukaryota, Fungi, Ascomycota, Eurotiomycetes, Chaetothyriales, Herpotrichiellaceae. The transcript is spliced from 2 exons.